Molecule: messenger RNA, 1122 nt
Organism: Stegodyphus dumicola
Lineage: Eukaryota; Metazoa; Arthropoda; Arachnida; Araneae; Eresidae
Biological process (GO): regulation of DNA-templated transcription
Molecular function (GO): RNA polymerase II cis-regulatory region sequence-specific DNA binding; DNA-binding transcription factor activity, RNA polymerase II-specific
Source: RefSeq, a predicted model, not a curated record
UCUUCAGAUAUAAUAUGCCAACACGUAAUAUAGAAUGAGAAUUUCAGAAACUGCAUUGUAAAAGAAUAAUUUAGUAUACCUUUUUUAAGCACUGCAGAAAAAAAAGGUAUAAACAUAAUUCGCUUUAUUAACAACAGUAGCGAUUUUUGAUCUUUUAACAGACCAUUUUAUAUCAGGUAUGUUGCAAAUAGUCUUUAAGUUUUUAUGAAUUAAUUGAAGUACUUCAGAGAUUUCAGAAAUCAAACAUGCAAGUAUACAAACACUCUAAUCUUCUUCGCAGUAUCAACUGUGCUAAUAAAAUGCGUUUGUUUUCGAUUUCGAUUCGAGAUGUGUGUGCCAUAUUUGGCUUUGCAACAACUCACAACUUGAAACAGAUGCAAACACACCUGUAGCAGGUGCGCUUACAACAUCGAAAAAUUAUGGCCUUUCUUGGUUGCCUUGUGCAAAGGUUUGGUUGCUGGAGAUGCAAUUGAUAUAACUUCCAUAUCUCUGUAAACUCAAAGAAAAUGUUUCCAAUUAUGAAAGCCGUCAGCGGUGCAAUUGAUGAGCACCUGCACUUGUUAUUGCAACUCCUUCUAAUAUUACUGGUGCAGGAAAUGAUUAUUGUUGUAAGAGCAUGGAUGCACCAUGUUCGAGAACUCUUUCUGCAAAAUUCUGUGCACGUCCGAGGUUAGAGAAAAAGAGACGUCCCGUGACUUUCUUCCAAUCUCAAGGUUUUACAGAUUUUUAUGCUGUUAUCAGCAGAGGAAGCAGUUCUCCCGCUCUUGAAAGUAUGGGAAAUAUUCAAAUCUUGUGUCCAAAGUCUUGCUGUUGCUGUCCAAAUCAUUUUCUGCAAGAAAAAUGAAGAGGUUCUCUGAUUGAAAAUAACCGCGCAAAAAACUUCUCUUGUUGUUUUUAAUGAUUAAGAAUGUUUUUAUUGUUAAAAACUGACAUUUUAAUAUAUUUUUGUUAAUGAAUUAAAUUCUAAUUUUAAAAUAUACUUUAAUAAAAUUUUCAGGGUUAGUAGUUUAUUGAUGCUUAAUAUAUUUUGCAUUAGUAGAGUAGAUACAAGUUUUAUUUAUAAUUAAAAAUAUUUGAUUCUUGUCAUGAAUCUAUUAUUAUUAAAUAAUUAAUAUUUUUUAA